AUGAUCCCUACAGUACUUCUGUCACCGCCAGCUUUCGAAAACACCCUGAGGGCAAGAAAGUAUGACAUCAACGUCGCAGAGAAUUUAUCUCCUCUUCAACCGUCCAUCAUCGAAGGAUUUGAUCAACUCUACGGGCAAGCGUGGGAUCUGGGCCGUGUCUUCAAAGGCUACCUUGACCAAGAAAUUAUCAAUAAAGAGAAUUCGCCCUAUUACGCCGCUUCUUUGAAGAAGUGGCAUAAAACUGCUUUCAAACGGGUCAAAGACCUUUGCUACUCUUACCGAAAUACAAACGACGGUACAAUUUCGUAUCAUGUACUGGACGAAGAAGAAGACAAUGGCCUUGAUGCAUUUGAUCGUAUUUCAAGAAAUCUGCAGAAUUGUGCUCGACCUACAAGUCAAGACGAGUAUGAAGAUUACAUCUCAGGUGAUCCAUAUGAGAUUGCGCCAACAACUGCUUUAUCAUGGUGGCUUCAAGAGCGACAUAGGAACCGACGGCCGAAGUUAUCACGAAUGGCAAUAGACAUCCUAUUAAAGUCUGACAUUCACAGCGCCCUUGAGGCAAUCGCCAAUGGCGGAUCCGCCAAGAAGGCUGCUCGCGAUUGGGGCGUCCGAGGGCAACUCUUACAAUCGCAUGCAUGGUCACGAAUGCAGAAAGGAUGCAUUUUCUGCUCUUCAGAGGCUUUUCAGACACAGGAAAAGCAACUUACCGAAUGGAUUCUCAUUCAGGACGCCUUGGGCCUUCCUCCCACUCACUCGCAGAUCAGGCAGUUCGCGCAGCGCAUGCUCGCCGUCAAAGGAGACCACACACCGCUCGGAAAACACUGGAUGCAAGCAUUUUUAAGACGAAAUCCUGCAGUUCGGACCCAGAAGUGCCAUCACAGAGACUCUGCGCGUGUCAACGGCGCUUCUACCGAGGUAAUUCGGCCUUGGUUCAACAAUUUCUUCCUUCCCGAGAUUCUGGCUAUUAAGCCGGAGAACAGGUACAACAUGGAUGAAGCAGGCAUCAUGGAAGGACUUGGGGAGAAUGGCCUGGUCGUUGGCAGUGCUGAAAAACGAUCUGUACAAAAGAAGACGCCUGGUUCUCGGGUCUGGACGUCGUUCAUCGAGUGCGUGUCCGCUGCCGGCACCUUCCUCCUCCACUCGUCAUUUUCAAGGGCAAAUCGGUCCAGCAACAGUGGUUCCCAGAAGAUCUCAGUACUUUUAGUGACUGGCAAUUCACUGCGACAAAGAACGGCUGGACUUCGGACCAAACUGCGGUGGAGUGGCUCGAAAAAGGGUUCAUUCCAAGAACCCAGCCACCCCACCCCUCCGGGCGAAGACUGCUAG
Messenger RNA from Hirsutella rhossiliensis, 1326 nucleotides. RefSeq names its product tc5 transposase DNA-binding domain-containing protein. The transcript has 3 exons. The record is from RefSeq and is a predicted model, not a curated record. Lineage: Eukaryota; Fungi; Ascomycota; Sordariomycetes; Hypocreales; Ophiocordycipitaceae. The coding region runs from base 1 to 1326 and encodes 441 amino acids.